Molecule: messenger RNA, 1191 nt
Organism: Protopolystoma xenopodis
Lineage: Eukaryota; Metazoa; Platyhelminthes; Monogenea; Polystomatidea; Polystomatidae
Source: the annotation of a GenBank genome assembly
AUGCCUGCGAACAAGCGUUCUCGAAUCGUGCGAAAAUCCCGCGCAAUUGCUUUAUCCAAAGAGGAGGAGAAGUACUCGAAUACCCCACAUACUUUUGUAUUUGCUCGUCCCGGUGUAGGUCCUCUGGUGCAUCAGCUCUCCCUAGACCUGAGACAUAUGAUGCUGCCAUUUACGGCUUCCCGCCUCCAAGUGAGCCGGCGCAAUGUCCUCAAGGACUUGAUUUCAGUGGCGGGGCCUCUUGGUGUCACACAUUUAAUCUAUCUGACCCAUACCAGCCUACGUGGACUAUCCAAUCGUCGCAAGAGGAAGGCAAUUCAAAUCCAAAUGAAGCCGGAAAUGAAGCUGGAAGAUAAAUUAGAUGCCGAUGAGCUCAGACACAAAUCGAGUGAAAGAAACGAACACCCAACCAUUAACCCUAACUCUACCAGUUCAGGCGGCGGUGGUGUUUUUCUUCACAUUGUUCGCCUCCCUCGUGGCCCACGUCUUACCUUUCGUGUACUCGGCUACAGCCUGCGUCGAGAUGUUCAAACCUUGGUUAGGCGUGUAUUCCAGAACAGCCAAUAUGCUAAUCCUCCACUUCUUGCUAUGACCGGCUUCACGACGCCAUAUCCGAACAAAAGAUCUUCAGGCGAACCUGAUGGAGUUAAGGCUGAAGAAAUGGAUGAGGGGGGGACAAGCAAGGAAGAAGAAAAUGCUCAAAGGAAAGCCUCAAUUGCCCCUCCGCCUCCGCACCUGCGUCUUCUAGUUGACAUAUUUCAGAAUAUGCUACCCUCACUGAAUGUCGAGAAGGUCAAAUUGAGCUCUGUCCGUCGAGUCUUACUAUUGAGCCGCGAAAUUGACUAUUUUGGACUUGGCAAGACAAAUGGGGCCGAAGGAAAUUGUAGUCAAGUAAAUGAUUACAUUCAUCUCAGACAUUAUCACAUCAAAACAGAGAAUCGAGCCAUAAGCCGGCCAUUACGCCGGCUUGGAUUGGGAGGUGCCUCGUUGAAAAAGCGUUCAUUUGCAGCCUCUUUUGUGGAUUCAUCCGAUCGAUUGAGUGGAUCCGCUGACAUUAAUGGAGAAACCAAUAAAAUUGCGUCUAGACGUUUUGGAGUGGGACCUGGGGGCAAGGGAAAGGGAAGCUUUGUUCCAGAUUUGUCCAAGUAUUCAAAUUUUGAGGAGUUCUUAAUGCGGUCAGUCUUGUUCCGAUGA